UUGCGAUGAUAGUGUGGCACCGCUGCCGCCUCGCCCAGUGCCACUCGCAGACCCGUCUCUCUUCCAGCUUUCGGGAAUUGGAUUAGGAAUGCUAUUCCAGUCGACUACCCGCGCCACCUACUGCCGGAACGCGGUGGAUGGAUAAGUUGAUGUGAUUUCCACAGAUUUCAGUUCUUUGCCUGACCAGCUAGUUCACAUUAACUGGAAUAUCAUAUUCCAGGUCUGUGACUGGAAUCUGUUCCAGGGACCCUGAACAGGAAUAGGACAGGGUAGGAAUUUACGGAAACAGCAAGAAUAAAAACGGCAGUUGCUCAUGAAAACUGAGCUAAACUGAUCUGAAAAGUCUCUUCAUCAGAAAAAGCAACCUGAAAAUACCCUCGAGAGAUCACGUAGAAGAUUACGAUGAAUUUAAAAAAAUAAAGAAAUAAAAAAUAAAGACAACAAAAAAAAGGCACCGAACGCUCCCAGUAAACAAAAGGGAUGCACGACCAACGCGCCUCUAGAAGCCCCACCCCCCAUCGCAGACUCACCGCUUCUCAUCUCGUCGCCCUGAGAUGAAUGAGAUGACGAGAGAUGAAUGAGAUGACGAGAGAUGACUGAGAUGACAAGCAGAGGACUCUCAUUUCUUCGCUAGUGACGACUAACCGAGGUUCUUCAGUCAAUAUGGUCGCAGCCGAACCAGCUGUAUGGCUGGUGUUCCUAGCUCUUACGGGAUUGGCUCCCAUGGCAGCCAGUAACGGAGAGAACGGCGCCAUGCCCAGAUUCGUCGAGAAAGUGCCCAACAUUACCGUUACCGUUGGGAGAGAUGCCAUGUUGCCAUGUACCGUCGAACAGUUGAAAGGUUAUAAGGUAGCGUGGGUGCAGGUGGACACGCAGACCAUCCUGACCAUCCACAAGCAGGUCAUUACCAGAAACCCCCGAAUCGCCCUCCUCCACAACGACCACAGGACCUGGCACCUCCAGCUCAAAAACGUGAGGGAGAGUGACCGCGGGUGGUACAUGUGUCAGGUCAACACCGACCCCAUGAGGUAUCGACAAGGCUACGUGGAUGUCGUGGUCCCUCCCGAUAUCAUUGACAAAGACUCCUCCGGUGACCUUACGGUACGCGAAGGUCAAGACGUAACCUUGACCUGUCGUGCCAAAGGUCACCCAACACCCACCAUCGUCUGGAGGAGGGAGGAUAAUCGGGAUAUUGUCCUAGACACCGAAAACACAGACAUGGUAGGGGUAGAAAACGGAGUGGGCAUCUCCUCCCGGAGGGAUGGGGGCAGCCCCUCGAUCGUAGGGGGCUCCUCGGGGAGUCCCCCCUCCUUACGAGAGGUCAAGGGGGAGGUCCUGGAGCUGAAGAAAGUGUCCCGUCUCCAGAUGGGGUCUUACCUCUGCAUAGCUUCCAAUGGCGUUCCUCCUUCCAUUAGCAAAAGGGCUAAUUUGAGAGUUCAGUUUCCUCCAAUGGCUUGGGUGCCACAGCAGCUGGAAGGUGCCUACUUGGGACAGGAAUUGACAAUCGAGUGCCACACAGAGGCCUUCCCAAAAAGCAUCAAUUACUGGACCAACACCAACGGAGAUAUGAUUGUGGCAGGAGAGAGAUACGAGCCCAUCGUAGCAGACAGUUCCUACAAAAUCUACAUGAAGCUGCGGAUCAAAAGGGUCGAGCCCCAGGACCUCGGAACGUUCAAAUGCGUAGCCAAGAACUCCCUCGGCGAGACGGACGGAGCCAUCAAGGUUUACGAAAUCGAGCCCCCCAAGUCCCACUUGAACCCUUCGCCCGGAGGUGAGGAGCAGCCCACCGAAGGGAACAGCAGCCAGGACUUCGAAACGGUAACCACACCGGCCUCUGACCCUCAGAGCAAAGAUCGCAAGAAGUUCGAGAACUUCCUUUAUCCCAAGGGGGUGAACGACCUUACCGACUAUCACCCGGGCGGUAAGAGCUUUAUCAAUCCAAAAGACCAAGAUUAUCGUCAGAGCCGGCGUCCAGGAUUCUCCGGGUCGACUGGGACAGGAACAGGAACCCUUCCCAAACCUUUCGCUAGUAUCCUAUGCGCCUCCUUGGCUCUUGUGGCGUCCUACACCAUGUCCUUCAACAGCAACAAUAUCCUUCUGAAAGGAAGGCUGCUGUGAUAAGCAUUUAGUUGGGGCUUCCUCAGGCAAUGGAAGGACAGUGGUGUCCUGGAAGGGCACUGGUCACUUGGAAGACUAGUUGUCGCCUGGAAGAACAGUGGUCGCCAGGAAGGUCACUGGUCCCCUAUAAGGCCACUGGUAGCCUAAACGGGCACUAGUCGCUUGGAAGGGGCACACUAUUCGUCUGGAAGGACACUAGUACAUUGGAAGGAUAGUGGUCGCCUGGAAUGGCACUGGUCACCUGGAAGGAUACUAGUUGUCUGGAAGGAAACUAGUCGCCUGGAAGGGCACUGGUUACCUGGAAGGAUACUAGUUGCCUGCAAGGGCACACUAUUCGUCUGGAAGGACACUAGUACCUUGGAAGGACAGUGGUCGCCUGGAAUGGCACUGGUCUCCUGGAAGGACACUAGUAGCCUGGAAGGACACUAGUAGCCUGUAAGGACAGCGGUCGCCUGGAAGGGCACUGGUCGUUUGGAAGGACAAUGGUCGCUCGAGAAGUAUGAAAAGGAGAUGGAGUUUGCCAAAAUAACUUUUUGUUGGAAAAUUCAAAAACUUUUGUGUCUGGAAAAGAAACCGGUUUGAAGGAGUUUCCAGGAGUUUGGAAAAUUCUCCAGUUAAACUGAACAAACGUUAAGUGAAUCACAGUGGUGGUGAGACGAAUUAUUAUUAUAAUAAUAUGUAUCAGUGGACUUCAAACUUUGCUAAAGAAUUGCAUUUCAAGUACAAUAAUGUUAAGUUAAAGUUAUUUACGUUCUCUGAACAGUAUAGAACUGCAAUGAUGAAGUGAUAUGAAGAAAUCCCAGGACAAACGAAUACGUUUUUCAAAUGUAUUACACGAGAAAUGAGUUCAUUCUUUUGGUAUUUCACGCUGAAAAUGAGAUGAACCAAACCAAGCUCAAGUUUCCACUGAGUGAAUGAAAGAAUCAGUGUGAAGGCACUGAACACAGUGUGACCAGCCAGACACAGAACACAGCGUCUGUCGUCUCUUAACCAGUAUCAGUGUAAAUAUAAACACAGGUGUACAGACAUAACAAGCCAUUAUAAAGCAUGAACAAACGACAGACCAUUUUGACUUCUCAAUUGCAGAGCUGCUUCUUUCACGAAACGAGAAAAUAAAUCUUCCUAUAUAUUGUAUCCCAUAUCGUCGAUGAUUGUAUAAAAAAAACAAGUAUCAUUCAUUGUUCAUUAGUUUUAGACUAAUUGAAAUGUAUCAUAGAUGGCGAUUUCAACAAAAAAAGGUAGUGAACUGAACAUUAGCCAUUAUUCCUGAAACUGUAGGUACAUGUGUAAAUGCAUACAUACAUACAUACAAGACACUAAUGAUAACAACCUUGCCCAGUCUGCCAAGAUCAAAAAUAAAUAAAUCACGUUUCGUAGCUUUGACUUAAGCUCAUAAUUAUGUGACUGUGGUUCAUGAGUCAUUACAUACGCGAAUAUAUUCAUUUUUAUUUAUAUUUUACUUUCCAUUUCCAUAUAUAUAUAUUUUUUUGCACAUAAUACUCUAUUCGGUGGAAAAUUGCUUAGUAUACAGUUGAUAAUCUUUGUGAAUUGGUCUACAUAAAUGUUAUUUUACGGGUUCCUAAAUCUAAUGAAUUAGAUGAAUGUGCGUAAAUCUGGAUAAUUAUAGUGAUUGCAAUAACAAGAAUUAAAUCAAGACAAGAAAAAAACCUUAUCACACAUACUUCCCGGGUGAGAAAAAAGACAAACCAUAUAAUGUAAUAAAAAUAAACAACUGGAAGAAAAGCAGGCCACAAGAGAAGGAAGUUUGUACAUAAUUAUGAAUAUAUUAUAUAAUCUCCUCGAAGUUAUGCCAUAAUCUAAUACCUCAGUAGUCUAUAGGAUACAUCCCCACAAGACAGAGGAAACAAUAAUGUGAUUUCCACGUGACUGCUGAUAAAGCUUAGGAGAACUUUGUAGUGAUCUCUUCAUUCAUGAUUUAUAUUGAGUUUUUUAUACACUGUUUCUUCUAAAAUCAAAUACGUCGUUAUAAACGAGCAUUAAAACAUAUACGUAGUGUCAAAGGAGAACGUUUUCUGGCUCUCUUUGGUAUCUUGGCACCAAUGUAGCCAGGAUUGGCUACUUGGUGAGAUUUGGCACCAACCAAACUUUGUGCAAAGUGGCUAAUAUUGGUGACAAAUUAUGUACCAAGUAUUGGUGACACACUUGAUGCCAACUAGUCAAUAUUAGUAAUAAACUUUAUACCCAGUGGUCAAUAUUGAUGACAUAUUCUUCAGUACCAAGUAGCCAAUAUUGGUGACAUAAUUUAUAUCAAGAAGCCAGUAUUGGUGACGUACUCUUUACUCUGUAUUGGUGAUAUAUUCAGUACCAACGUGGAAAUAUUGGUGACAUAAUUGUUUCAAGUAGCAAUAUCUCAAUAAACCUCUGUACCAAGUACCCAAAACUGGUGCUAUAUUGCGUACCAACUAGCCAAUAUUGGUGACAUACUCUAUACCAAGUGGCCAAUAUUGGUGACAUACUCUAUACCAAGUAGCCAAUAUUGGUGAUAUACUCUUUACCAAGUAGCCAAUAUUGGUGACAAUUCUAUACCAAAUACCCACUUCUGGUGACAUACUCAAUACCAAUUAGCCAUUUAUUGGUGACAUACUGCUCGUCGGUUACCAGUUAACCAAACGGGAACAAAACUUUGUACCCGGCAGCAAAUAUCUGAACAAAUUAGGUCACCUACGAGUAAACACAAACAAUUUCAAACCUCUCU
Macrobrachium nipponense is the source of this 4834-nucleotide messenger RNA. RefSeq names its product lachesin-like. NCBI's taxonomy places the organism in Eukaryota, Metazoa, Arthropoda, Malacostraca, Decapoda, Palaemonidae. The transcript has 11 exons. Gene Ontology annotation, cellular component: neuron projection. Bases 664 to 2118 code for a protein of 484 amino acids. The record is from RefSeq and is a predicted model, not a curated record.